AUGACAUGCUCAAAAAUAUUUUCAGGAGAUUUAACCGAAUUAACGGAUGAAAUUAUACAAUAUUUACGGAAUGAUAUUUCAACAUUGUAUUCAUGUAUUUUAGUUAAUAGAUUAUGGUGUCGUUUAGCAAUUCCAUUAUUAUGGGAAAACACAUUUUCAAUUAAAAAAUUUAAAUAUUAUCAUUUCAUUGAAAUUUAUUUACAAUAUUUAGAAGAAAAAGAUAAAGAAAAGUUACAAGAUUAUGGUAUUAAUAAAAAUUUAUCCCCUUUAAAUACAUUAUUCAAUUAUCUUAGUUUCAUUAAAUAUUUAAAUACACAGAAUAUUAUUUCAACUAUUAAACUUUGGGUUAGAGAUUCAUCAACUAGAGAAAUUGGAAAUCAAUCAAAUCAACUUACAUUACAAUCACAUCCAAAAUAUGAUCUUUUAAAAUUUAUAUAUGAAUCAUUAUUUAAGAUAUUUAUUGAAAGAGAAAUAAAUUUGAAUACUUUUGACAUUUUUAUCUUUUCAAAUGAUGAUUGUGAUUAUUUUAAUAUUGCUUUUAAAUUAAUUUUACAAAAUCAAAGUUUCAUUCAUAAUAUCAAAAAUUUAAAUUUCAACAUUUGUCCAACACAUAUAAAUAUAACAACAAUUAUCCCUUAUUUAAAAUCAAUUAAUACAAUUUCAUCACUUAGUUAUGAAUUUCAUGGUUGUCGUUAUGAUCAAUAUUUAAAUAUAAUUCAUUUACCACAUAAAUCUAAUUACAGAAACUUAAAUUAUUUAUUUACUUCAUUCAAAAAUUCUAAUAUUUUGAAUACUUUAAAAAUAAUUACUUUUCGUAAUAUUAGUUUUAAUAACAUUUUUGCUUUUAAUGAAAUAUUUGAACAAUUAAAUGUUUUAGAAUCUAUUCAUAUUAUUGAUUGUUACUCUUUAAAUUCUUUUAUUGAACGAAUUCUUAAUAUUACCAAACCUUUUAAAUUAAAAACUUUAUUUAUGAAUAAUGAGUUGCUAGAUAUUGAUUCAUUACAAUUAUUACUACAAAAAUCUGGUAAUUAUUUAGAAAAUAUUAGUUUUGGGCCAUUAAUAAAUGAAUCAAAACAACAAUCACUUGAAUUAAUUAUAAGUUAUUGUAUGAAGAUUAAAGUUUUGGAGUUAUUCGGAUUUGAUGAUCAAAAUAUUUAUUCAUUAUUCAAUUUUAUUGAAAAUAUUGGUCAAAAUCUUAAUCAUCUUGCAAUUCAUCAGAUAAGUGAUUCAUCUAAUAAUUUUGAAAUUAGCUUAAUUGUAUUACAAAAUUUAGGACAAAUCCUACCUUUUAAAUUAGAAUAUUUAGAUUUAAAUCUUAUAAUUGAAAAUGCAAAUGAUUUUAAAAUAUUUUUAAAAAAUUCUCAAAAUACUUUUAUUAAUAGAUUAUGUAUUAAAAUUAUUAUUAUUCGUGAAAGCGGGAAUGAUAUUUUACAUUAUAUAAAGGACUAUAUUAUGAGAAAGAAAAGAGUUAAAUAUUUGGGUUUUAAGGUGAAUAAUAAUGAAUUAUUCGUCUUAAAAGAUGAAGUAAAAGAAUUUGAAUUAUAUAAUAUUAAGGUUCAAAUUUAUUCUUCUUUAAGUACUGAUUUCGUUUAUAUUUUAAAAAAAAAUGUAUUAGUAACUAAUGUAUUCAUUAUAAAAUCAUAA
Molecule: messenger RNA, 1644 nt
Organism: Rhizophagus irregularis DAOM 181602=DAOM 197198
Lineage: Eukaryota; Fungi; Glomeromycota; Glomeromycetes; Glomerales; Glomeraceae
Source: RefSeq, a predicted model, not a curated record